AUAUGCGUUUUUCAGGCGAUGCUAUCAGAGUGACGUAUAAUGUAGUGGACGGGACGCUUCUUCAACAACAUCUCGUCAGCCACCUCGGUAGCUUCCUAGCGGAAACGUUCAAGCUGUUCAGACUGCUUCGGUCUAUAUUCACUUCUGUAUUUGGAACAUAAUUCUGUCUUUUAACUAGUUUCCCCAUUUCAUGUCAUAUUUCCGUUUAGUCAGGUAACGGUAGCUGGCUUGAUAAAUGAGCCUAUCACUAGGCUAGUCGCUAACUAGCUAGGUUAGCUGGCUAACAUCCCCGACCAUGAGCUCAGCAAGCUGCUGCCCUCCUGCUAAAAAAGAGGUCUGCUGGAAGGAGAAAGAAGGUAUUUGGCUGAACGUUGUCGUGAAAGAGGAGAAUGAAGAGGAGGAUGUCACAGUAAACGAAGAAGUAGAGGGUGAGGCUGUUACACAGAAAGAAGAGGAAGAAAACGAUUAUACUUUUUUUGGAGUGAAUGAAGGAGAGAUAACUGUCUCUGAGAGGGAAGAAGAGGAGGAGACAGAAGAUCUGAGUAACACCAGAGAGAGACCAGACUCUCCUUCUGACAGCAGGAAGAGUCCUUCAGGGAAACCAGACCCCGAGACGUCCAAACCAGCAGGACGACAUCACUGCUCCCAGUGUGGAAAGAGUUUUACUCAGUUAGGGAGCCUGAGAACACAUAAGAGAAUACACACUGGAGAGAAGCCUUACCACUGUUCCCAAUGUGGAAUGUCGUUUACCCAGUUAGGGAGCCUGCAAACGCAUGAGAGGGGACACACAGGGGAAAAGCUUUUCCAAUGUUCCCAUUGUGGAAAGAGUUUUGGCCAGGUAGGAAACCUGAACAAGCAUGAGAGGACACACACAGGUAAGAAGAUGUACCGCUGCUCCCAGUGUGGAGAGAGAUUUACCCGGUUAAGGUACCUGAAAGAGCAUGAAGGAAUACAUACAAAUACACAGGAGGAGAAGACAUACCACUGCUCUCACUGUGGAAAGACAUUUUCCCAGUCAGAGAACCUGAAAACACAUGAGAGAAUCGAGAGGCUGUGUUCUGACUUGUGUUUUUGACUGAGACUGUGUGUGUUUGUUUGGGCUGUCAGACUUGAGUUCACUUUGUGUAAUGUUAGUGCACUAUUUUUAAUUGUGAUUAAUCCAUUGUCUGAAAGGGUUAAAAACACACUGAAAACAUCCAGAAUACAUCCUAUAUACAGCUACAAUCUACAAUGCCAUGUAAACACAAGAUGACAUUGAGGUUAAAUAAAGUGUGAUUUAUCAAUGGAACAUA
Molecule: messenger RNA, 1292 nt
Organism: Oncorhynchus kisutch (coho salmon)
Lineage: Eukaryota; Metazoa; Chordata; Actinopteri; Salmoniformes; Salmonidae
Product: gastrula zinc finger protein XlCGF7.1-like
Exons: 2
Coding region: 296-1075 (259 amino acids)
Biological process (GO): regulation of transcription by RNA polymerase II
Cellular component (GO): nucleus
Molecular function (GO): DNA-binding transcription factor activity, RNA polymerase II-specific; RNA polymerase II cis-regulatory region sequence-specific DNA binding
Source: RefSeq, a predicted model, not a curated record